UAUUAUACGAGCUGGCACUCACAAGACUCAACAAUACGUUAUGACAAGAAGUUCUUUCAUGCAAGCGUAGAAUCAGCUGUUCCAAUUAGAGAGAGAGAGAGAGAGAUCCCGAAUAGAGGGAUACAGAAGAGAGAUUUGAUUACAUAUCAGUCAACGUCAAUUUUUAUAUGGUAAAAGUAGCGGUAUGUGCGUUUCGUAGAAACAGAAAUCUAUUUUUCAUGUUUUAUGAUGAAGACUGAUGAAAUAAUGUCGCAUAACGCAGAAGAGCAAAACUCGCAGACUGUACACAAGAAUAGUGUAUCUGAUAUAGGGCCAAUGAUGCAGCCUCAGAGUGGUCCAGGAUUUCUUGUAAUCUUAACAUUUGCAUGCGACGCUCUAGUAGCAUGUGUUAGACAACUAAACAUAAUGGAUGAGGAAUGCGGCGAUGGAAAUUAUGGAACUACACUUGCUCAUACUGCCAGUGUUAUAAAAAUAGCAAUCAAGGAAGGCAGUAUUUCAGCAACAAGACCUUCUAUAGCAUUUACACAGAUAAGUCGAAUUAUUGAGAAAGAAAUGGGUGGCUUAGAAGGUGGAAUAUAUUCAUUAUUUUUUGAUACUAUUGCCAAGAGCUUUCUUAGAUUUCAAGAUGAUGAGCAAUUAACUGCAAGCAUGUGGUUAACUGUCUUAACAUCUGCAAACAAGAUGAUAUCUGAGGUCAGCGGAGCAUUAAUAGGUGAAAGAAGCAUGUUGGAUGCUUUGAUACCUGCACAAUAUAAAUUAAAAGAUGCGCUAAAUUUGGGAUUAAGUCCUACCGAUGCAUUCGGAGAAGCUGUUAAAGCUGCUGAAACUUCUGCUAUACAAACUGUACAUGUGUCGGAAUCACAUUCUUAUCCAGAUCCUGCAGCACAUGCUGUAGGUAUAUGGAUGAGAGCUGCUUAUGAAGAAGAUGUACAGGAUGAAUGUGAGGGCUGUCAAAGUAUUGGAAAUAUCAAAUACUUGAGCAACGAGCAUGAAACAAGGACAUCUUUCCUAUCUGCUCAACAAUCAUUGAUGCAAGAUAUUGGAAAUUUAUUAAAGCAUGCUUGUGUUAGGAGCCUAAGCUGCGAAGUGCAUCCUGGUAAAGAAGGUGUUUGCUACUUUGGAGAUGAGUACAGGGGGCAUGUUUUAAGUCAUACUUUUACAUUGAAAGAUGCCCAGGCAAGAGGAUUUAGGAGAUGGUGCAGUUUUAUUGUUUUCAUGAGAGAUAAGCAAUUCUUGUUGAACAUGUGGCCAUUUUUAAUCGACAAUUUAAAGGAAGUAAUUAAAGAGCUGCAAGAUUUUGCAGAGAAAAAAUAUAAUGCGGAAGAAGCAGAAUGUCCACAGAGGGCAAUGAGGCUAACAACGGCAAACAGUGGAGCUGGUUGCCAUGCUCCUAUAACUAAACAAUCCAGAGCACUUAAUGAUAUAACAAAUGAAAAGCAUGUUUUUGUAAGAAUUCACAUGUGGUUAGUAUGGAUCCUUAGUGCUGGUGCAAGGCAUUUCAUAGAAAUUUUCCCAAUGAGUUUAUUAGAUGAUGAACUUAAUUAUAAUUUUGAACAUCAAAUUGAAACUGAAGAAAAUUUUACUUUAGUAAACGCAAAAUUGCCAAUAAACUUAAAUCUUAACUCGGACGAUUCGGAACUUUUGCCAGAAUUUGCUGAAAUCGCGGAAAAAUCUAUUGCCGUAAUUUUACGAGAUUUGAAACAAAUAUUGGAAAAGGAUCAGUUUAGGCAGCUGCUGUAUUCCUGCUUAACUGGCGUGCAAGUCCUGGUAAGAGGCCCGAAAAUUCAAAGAUUGGAAUCUUUAUACGGACUUAGCAGUCUUAUACCAAGAGCAUGUCGAAGGGUAAAAACAGAAACAUCGGAAUACAUGGAUCCUGACACGUGUAACUUUAUCGGUGUAGAUACCUCGGUAGCGAUUCCUUUACCUUGUGCAAGUGUAUGCAGGCUCGAUAUAAUACUCAAUGAGCACACGCUCGAAAACGCAAAAUCCCAUAUAGUUAAAUGGACUGGUGCAUUACCACAAAAAUUACCGACUUUGUUAACAAAGAUUGAAAAAUCACUUGACAAUGAAAAACUCGGAAAUUCGGUUCUCAAAGCACACUUUGCAACUCUUUUGGAAGAAUGGGCCAAUAUCGCAAAAGUUGUUCACGCGAUGCGCGGACGGGGUCAUCGCGGUGAUCUUUCUGGACUAAUGCUCAGUUUGGGCGCUGGACCUCAGGAUAAAAAGUUGCUGGAUGCAUGGUCUAUGGGAUUACCAUCUAAUCCAGCAUAGUCUCAUAAAAAUUUAAUGCGUUCUAUUGCAUGUAUAAUAUAUUAUAUAUCUUUGAAUAAUGUAUUAUUUAUUGCAGAUCGUAUAUUUCUCUAUUCAGAUUCCUCGUUUAUCCAAGAGGAAUGCUUACGUGUGUUCAAGGUUGUGUGUCUUUUUUUAUUUAUAAUUUAAUUAAAAAAUAAAAACGAGAAUUUUUUUGGGAACUUAUUAUUAAAGCAUGGCACAAGUAAUGUAUAUUUUUUGUAUAGUACUAUUUGUUUUAAAACAAAUGUAAUAAUUUAGAGUAUAUUGUGGAUGCUGGUAAAUCUCAUGAUAAUUGUGAAGAGAUGAGAAUGUUUCAAAUUGUGUAUAGUUUUGAAUAUAUAUAUUUGUAACUUAUUAUAAAACAUAAGAGAAAUAUGUUGGCAAAUGUUAUAUAUAUAUUAGAUGAAAAUGUAAUACAUAUACAAG
Molecule: messenger RNA, 2718 nt
Organism: Formica exsecta
Lineage: Eukaryota; Metazoa; Arthropoda; Insecta; Hymenoptera; Formicidae
Gene: BHD
Product: folliculin
Exons: 13
Coding region: 226-2271 (681 amino acids)
Biological process (GO): positive regulation of transforming growth factor beta receptor signaling pathway; glycerol metabolic process; positive regulation of TORC1 signaling
Cellular component (GO): cytosol
Molecular function (GO): GTPase activator activity; glycerone kinase activity
Source: RefSeq, a predicted model, not a curated record